This is a messenger RNA of Lathyrus oleraceus (garden pea), 306 nucleotides long. RefSeq lists its product as uncharacterized. The transcript has a single exon. The record is from RefSeq and is a predicted model, not a curated record. Bases 1 to 306 code for a protein of 101 amino acids. Lineage: Eukaryota; Viridiplantae; Streptophyta; Magnoliopsida; Fabales; Fabaceae.
AUGCCCUCAUAUACUAAGUUCCUAAAAGAGAUCUUGUCGAAUAAGAAGAAACUUGUAGAUGACGAGACUGUGGCACUCACUGCAGAGUGUAGUGCCAUUAUCCAAAACAACAUGACACCUAAAUUGAAAGACCCUAGUAGUUUUUCUAUUCCUUGUGUAAUAUGCAAGUUUGUCAUCGAUAAGGCAUUAUGUGAUCUCGGAACUACUGUCAGUCUAAUUCCUUUUUCCAUUUGCGCAAAACUUAAGUUAGGAGACUUGAGACCUACUAGGAUGUCCCUUCAAUUGGAAGAUUGUUCAGUUAAGUAG